CCCCCAAAGAACAGCUGGGGGCCGUACCCACAAUGCCGUGCGGCGCUGCCCGCUCCGCUCCGUCAUGGAGGCAGCGGCAGCCGCCGCAGCUGGCACAGCUGGAGCAGCCCCGGCGCUGGCCGCCUUCCCCCGGGCGCGCUGAGCCCCCCGCACCCCUCGGGCUCCAGCAUGAGCGGAGGCGGCUCCUCCGCACCCGGCCGCUUCGCCGACUACUUCGUGAUCUGCGGGCUGGACACCGAGACCGGGCUGGAGCCGGACGAGCUCUCGGCACUAUGCCAGUAUAUACAGGCCUCUAAAACCCGAGAUGGUGCCGGCUGUUUCAUUGCAAGUUCAGUAGAAGGUGAAAAUUUUGAACAGACUCCAUUAAGACGCACGUUUAAGUCUAAAGUUCUUGCUCGUUAUCCUGAGAAUGUAGAAUGGAAUCCUUUUGACCAGGAUGCAGUGGGAAUGCUGUGUAUGCCUAAAGGGCUUGCUUUCAAGACCCAAGCCGAUUCCAGAGACCCUCAGUUCCAUUCGUUUAUAAUCACCCGUGAAGAUGGCUCACGGACAUUUGGGUUUUCUCUCACAUUUUAUGAGGAAGUUACCAGCAAGCAAAUCUGUAGUGCAAUGCAGACAUUAUAUCAUAUGCACAAUGCUGAAUAUGACAUUCUGCAUAUUCCACCCACAAAUGACAAAGAAAGCUGUAGCAGCAUAGAAGACUGUAAUGGAACUUCUGUAUCAAAGCUACAGCGUUUUAACUCGUAUGAUAUUAGCAGAGACACACUGUAUGUCUCUAAGUGCAUUUGUCUGAUUACCCCAAUGUCUUUCAUGAAGGCUUGUAAGAAAGUACUAGAGCAACUUCACCAAGCUGUAACUUCUCCUCAGCCACCACCGUUACCUUUGGAAAGUUAUAUCUACAAUAUUCUCUAUGAGGUUCCUCUUCCUCCAGCAGGGAGAUCCUUAAAAUUUUCAGGUGUUUAUGGACCAAUUAUCUGCCAGAGACCAAGCACCAGUGAACUGCCAUUAUUUGACUUUCCAGUUAAAGAAGUUUUUGAAUUACUUGGAGUGGAAAAUGUGGUUCAGCUCUUUACUUGUGCUCUUCUGGAAUUUCAGAUACUGCUUUAUUCACAGCAUUACCAGAGAUUGAUGACUGUGGCAGAGACCAUCACAGCACUAAUGUUUCCAUUCCAGUGGCAGCACGUAUAUGUUCCCAUCCUGCCAGCCUCUCUCCUUCAUUUCCUAGAUGCUCCUGUCCCUUAUUUGAUGGGCUUGCACUCCAAUGGACUGGAUGACAGGUCUAAGCUGGAAUUGCCUCAAGAGGCUAACCUGUGCUUUGUGGAUGUAGACAACCAUUUCAUUGAGCUUCCAGAGGAUUUGCCCCAAUUCCCGAAUAAACUCGAAUUCAUUCAGGAAAUCUCUGAGAUCCUAAUGGCAUUUGGAAUUCCACCUGAGGGAAACCUGCACUGUAAUGAAAGCGCCUCAAAGAUGAAAAACCUCCGAGCAUGUGACAUAGUUUCUGAUAAAAGAAAUGGGAACAUAGCAGGAUCACCUUUAAAUUCAUAUGAACUGCUAAAGGAAAAUGAGACCAUAGCAAGGCUUCAAGCACUUGUUAAAAGAACAGGUGUGAGCCUAGAAAAGCUGGAAGUGCGAGAGGAAACCAGUAGCAACAAGGAUCUCAAAGUUCAAUGCGGCGAAGAAGAGUUCCGGGUUUACCAGCUGAACAUUCAAAUCCGAGAAGUUUUUGCCAACCGUUUUACGCAGAUGUUCGCAGACUAUGAAGUAUUUGUCAUUCAGCCGAGUCAGGACAAGGAGUCUUGGUUUACCAAUAGGGAGCAGAUGCAGAACUUUGAUAAAGCAUCUUUCUUGUCAGACCAGCCUGAACCUUACUUGCCUUUUCUCUCAAGAUUUCUGGAAACACAGAUGUUUGCAUCUUUUAUCGACAAUAAGAUUAUGUGCCAUGACGAAGAUGAGAAAGACCCAGUUUUGAGAGUGUUCGAUUCUAGAGUAGAUAAAAUUAGACUGUUAAAUGUUAGGACACCAACUCUGCGCACAUCUAUGUAUCAAAAGUGCACUACCAUUGAUGAGGCAGAGAAAGCUAUUGAAUUAAGGCUUGUAAAAAUAGAUCACACUGCGGUCCACCCACACUUAUUAGAUAUGAAGAUUGGACAAGGGAAGUAUGAACUUGGGUUUUUCCCCAAGCUUCAGUCUGACGUACUCUCCAUAGGACCAGCAAGCAACAAAUGGACAAAGAGAAACGCACCUGCGCAGUGGAGGCGGAAAGACAGACAAAAACAACACACAGAGCACCUGCGUCUUGACAAUGAUCAGAGAGAGCAUCUGGAUUUUUCCUUGCCAGAGCUUCAUUUGCAAUCAUAUUUAGACUGGGACCAGCAUGAUUGGCCUUUCAGACCCUCUAUAAAAUCUGUGUCAGAGCUUUACCUGAAGUAUAUCCAAGAAGCCAGGAAUCUGGGCAGCACCAUUCGUCAGCCUAAGCUGUCUAACCUCUCUCCAUCGGUAAUUGCACAAACAAACUGGAAAUUUGUUGAAGGCUUACUGAAGGAAUGCCGAAAUAAGACCAAGAGGAUGCUGGUUGAAAAAAUGGGCCGAGAAGCCGUGGAACUAGGUCAUGGUGAGGUGAACAUCACAGGUGUGGAAGAGAAUACUUUAAUAGCCAGUCUUUGUGAUCUCUUAGAAAGGAUAUGGAGUCAUGGUUUACAGGUCAAACAGGAUAGAAGCUGUACUACUUUCAUCCUAGAAGACAGAGUAUCAGUAUACUCUGCUUCAACUCAGAUUUGGGCCUUUCAGACAACCAGGCGGCCAACCCCACAUAAGGGAAAAUCUGCUUUGUGGUCUCACUUAUUACAUUUCCAAGAAAAUAGACAGAGAAAGCCCACGUCAGGUAGCUUCAGUACCUCAGGAGUACUUCUCGAUUCAGAAAGGAGGAAGUCAGAUGCCAGCCCAGCCAUGUCGCCGCUGAGAAUCUCUCUCAUUCAGGAUAUGAGGCAUAUCCAGAAUAUUGGUGAGAUCAAAACAGACGUUGGCAAGGCAAGGGCAUGGGUUCGACUGUCCAUGGAAAAGAAGUUACUCUCCAGGCAUCUAAAGCAGCUUCUUUCAGAUCUUGAACUUACAAAAAAACUCUACAAGCGUUAUGCCUUUCUCCGCUGUGAUGAUGAGAAAGAACAGUUCCUCUAUCAUCUCCUGUCAUUUAAUGCUGUCGAUUACUUUUGCUUUACCAAUGUUUUCACAACAAUCUUGAUCCCAUACCAUAUAUUGAUUGUUCCUAGCAAGAAACUUGGUGGCUCAAUGUUCACUGCCAACCCUUGGAUUUGUAUCUCAGGAGAGUUGAGUGAAACUGGAGUCCUACAGAUUCCCAGGAAUAUAUUGGAGAUGACAUUUGAGUGCCAGAACCUGGGAAAGCUUACCACAGUACAAAUAGGACAUGAUAAUUCAGGCCUGUACGCCAAGUGGCUAGUGGAAUAUGUUAUGGUCAGAAACGAAAUAACAGGGCAUACUUACAAGUUUCCAUGUGGGAGGUGGCUUGGAAAGGGGAUGGAUGACGGCAGUUUAGAGAGGAUCCUGGUGGGAGAGUUACUAACGUCACAUACCGAGGCAGAUGAAAGGCAGUGCAGAACCCCACCACUGCAGCAGUCACCAAGUAUGAUCAGAAGAUUUGUCACAAUAUCGCCAAAUAACAAACCAAAGUUAAACACAGGUCAAAUACAGGAAGCUAUUGGUGAAGCAGUGAAUGGCAUUGUCAAGCAUUUCCACAAACCGGAAAAGGAGAGAGGCAGUCUCACUCUGUUGCUGUGUGGAGAAAGUGGACUCGUUUCAGCUCUUGAGCAGGUGUUUCAGCAUGGAUUUAAAUCACCCAGGCUCUUCAAAAAUGUCUUUAUUUGGGACUUUCUAGAAAAAGCACAAACACAUUAUGAGACCCUUGAUCAGAAUGAAAUAGUCCCAGAGGAGAACUGGCAGACUAGAGCCAGGAGUUUUUGUCGCUUUGUCACUGCUAUCAACAACACUCCUAGAAACAUUGGAAAGGAUGGCAAGUUUCAGAUGCUGGUGUGCCUUGGAGCCAGAGACCACCUCUUACACCAUUGGAUCGCCUUGCUUGCAGAUUGUCCAAUCACAGCACAGAUGUAUGAGGAUAUAGCAUUGAUUAAGGAUCAUACCCUUGUUAAUUCCCUGAUUCGAGUGUUGCAGACCUUACAGGAGUUCAACAUUACACUGGAGGCUUCCCUCGUCAAAGGAAUAGACAUAUGAUCUGUCUCAUCGCAACAAGGAACAAAUGUUAUUAGUAUGCAAAGGUUCUUUCUGCUAAUACGUCAUAUUGCGAACUUGUUUGUGGCCACAAAACACAACUUUGACUUUUCUUGAAGAAAACUCAAAAAAUAGUGCAGAAAAAUGGACAGAAGCUGUAAACUCAAUGUUAAAAGGAGAAAAAAAAAGGAGGAUUUUUGGUAUAAAUCUAUUUUAGAGUUUAUUUGCUGAUUUGCUUUUUACACACUUUCAUGUGAGAGAGAGAGAGAGAUGACUAUUUGUGCAGCUUAUUUUAAAGCUGCAGUAUUUCCUUGCCAUAGAUAGUGUGCAGUGAGCCUUUCAGCAUUCUCUGAAUUUGCCUUCAGAUGUGCUGUAUGUUGUAAGCCCUAAUGUAUACACUCCAUUUCUGCAAAGAAGGUCAUUCUAGAGUUUUUAAACUAAUAUUUUAUAUAUUAACAUUAUUACCAAUGUUUUAUUUUUUUCUUUAAACUAAACUGGGUCACUGCUGUGCUGCAAGGGAAACGACAAAUUCUGGUGUGAGCUUUUUUUAAUAGCCUCAGAGCACUGAUUUGUCAGCAAAUCACUUUUCUUUAUUUUUGUUGUCAGUAUUACAUUUAGUGGGUUUCAGGAGAUAGAACCAUGCAAAUGGACAGAGAUGAAAGUAAUAUUUUUCAUAUUGGUACAUAAUUGCACAGAAGAAACUGUAAGUGUGUUGUAUUUUUAACUGAUGUUUUUAUUUAUUUAUCCUAUCAUUGUGUGUUUGUAAGAUUUUGUUUUUUAAAAAACCUUAUACAGUAUAACUGGCUAUAUUAUAUUUGCAAUUCAAAAUUUACAGUUCAGUCCACUUAAAUGAAAAGCCUGGAUAAGAGUGUAUCUGCUGGCAAAAAUGUUUCACUGUGCACCUGCCUUUCAUAUUAGAAUUUAUCUUGGUGUGGAACACCCUUAAAUUGUUAACAGCUAAAGAAAUAACUCCCUAACCUCUGUGCUUUGAUUUAUAUUCUAAUGCAAAGGGGACAGUAGCUAAGUAGAGGUCAGUGCCACAGUCAAGUAAUGAUCCCACUCAUAAACCUAAUUCCAAGUUUCCAUUUCAAAACUUUCUGUGGUGAUCUCACGUGACGAGCAUAGACUGUACGUAGGAUUUACUGUUGAAAUACCAAGCUCUCUCAUGUGCUAACUUUGCAAGCUGCUGGAUUCUGGGAUGCUUGUGUAUCUUAAGUAAAAAGGCUUUAGCCCAUGCUCAUAAAUUAAAACAUUCAGACUGCUUGGAUUUUGUUGAAAUACAGAGCCUGGGAUUUGGUGAGUGCAUAGAGGCAACUCUGUUGAUUUUAAUUCUCCGAUAAAAUCCCUUUGAAAUGCAGACCUGAUUUGAGAGACAAACCUGGUCAGAAUAAUGACUUGCUGUUCAGUACUUCUGGGCUCUGUAAUUAAGUGGUCUCCACUGUAUAAACUUCCCAGCAAUAUCUCCCUUACUAUAAGGAACAGAAGGUUGUUCUUGGUUGUCAAUCCGUAGAAUAUUGUGACACCUUUUUCUUUAUUCUCUCAUUUUAGUGACAUCUUGUGAUAGCUUUAUUUCCAUAAUUUAAAGGUAUAGCACAUGUAUUAAAUUUUUGACUAUUUUUACUUCUGUCCUAUUUAUUUCAUUAUUAAAUGGAGACGUUUCUUUGUCA
Molecule: messenger RNA, 5903 nt
Organism: Gopherus flavomarginatus (Mexican gopher tortoise)
Lineage: Eukaryota; Metazoa; Chordata; Testudines; Testudinidae
Gene: DENND5A
Product: DENN domain containing 5A
Exons: 25
Coding region: 169-4239 (1356 amino acids)
Molecular function (GO): guanyl-nucleotide exchange factor activity; small GTPase binding
Source: RefSeq, a predicted model, not a curated record